Cololabis saira (Pacific saury) is the source of this 2685-nucleotide messenger RNA. It is a transcript of the gene esf1, whose product is annotated as ESF1, nucleolar pre-rRNA processing protein, homolog (S. cerevisiae). Bases 158 to 2509 code for a protein of 783 amino acids. Gene Ontology annotation, cellular component: nucleus. The transcript has 14 exons. Gene Ontology annotation, biological process: rRNA processing. Gene Ontology annotation, molecular function: RNA binding. The record is from RefSeq and is a predicted model, not a curated record. NCBI's taxonomy places the organism in Eukaryota, Metazoa, Chordata, Actinopteri, Beloniformes, Belonidae.
GCUUUUGGUUAAAAAGAAGCGGAUUUGUCCGACAUUUAUCUCGACGGGACUUCGCCUCUGCUGUCCUGCCCCGGCUGCCGUAGCGUGGGGGCAGACCCGGUGCAUGCCGGGAAACCACGUGUGGUCCUGACCAGGCUUGCCUCUGAUUUUCACCACCAUGUCGUUCAAAAAGAAGCAGAGCAGCGAUGAGCGCUUCCUCCGGGUCCAGAAGGACCCCAGGUUCUGGGAGAUGCCCGAGAAGGAGCAUAAAAUCAAGAUCGACAAACGCUUCCAGUCCAUGUUUCACGACAAGCGUUUCAAGGUGAAGUACACGGUGGACAAGCGAGGCCGUCCCAUCAACCACACGUCCACGGAGGACCUGAAGCGCUUCUACCAACUGUCCGACUCUGAGGAGGAGGAGGAGGAGGAUGAGGAGGAAGGGAAGGGCAGGAAGGCGGCAGAGAGGAAGAAAGUGAAGAAGAAAGUCCAGACAGGAAAGGCCGACGUGAAGGCCAAAGGGGAGCUGCUUGUACGAGGAGUCCGCGUGGUUGAAGAGGACACAACAACUCCAUCUGUUCACAUCUUAGAAGAAGAUGAAGAGGAGCAGCAGUCUGCUGACGAUGCCGACGUUGACCUGGGAGGCAGCGUGUCCGAGGACACCGAGGAGGAGAGUGACGAAGAGGAGGAGGGCACCGAGGCCAGCGGUUCUGAUGAGGAGGAGUCUGGUCUGGAUUCAGGCGAGGACAGCGACAGCGAGCCGGAUCUGGCCCGGGGGAGGGGCAACAUAGAGACCAGCUCGGAUGAAGACGAGGAGGACGACGUGGAUGCCAUCCUGAGGAGGGAGGAAGAGGAGAUCGAGCACGACUGGGGGGAGCUGUGCAAGGACGCCGUCCGAAGUGACGAGGUCUCUGCACGGCUGGCAGUCUGCAACAUAGACUGGGACCGCCUGAAAGCCAAAGACCUCCUGGUUCUGUUCGGCUCCUUCGUACCCAAAGGUGGAGCCGUUCUGUCCGUCAAGAUCUACCCCUCAGGGUUUGGGAAGGAGAGGUUUAAGGAGGAGGAGACCAAGGGACCGCUGGAGCUGAGAGCGCUUCCCGAUGACUCGGAGGACGACACCGAGGAAGAGAGGGUUUACAGAGAAAAGAUGCGCGACUACCAGUUCAAACGGCUCAAGUACUUCUACGCCGUGGUGGAGUGCGACUCGGUGGACACGGCGGCUAAGAUCUACGAGGAGUGUGACGGCUACGAGUACGAGAGCAGCUGCUCGGUCAUGGACCUCCGUUUUAUUCCUGACGAUCUGGCGUUUGACGAGGAGCCCAAAGACGUGGCGAUGGACGUGAACGUGUCACUAUAUACCCCAAAGCUGUUCACCUCGUCUGCUGCUGCCAGCUCCAAGGUGCAGCUGACGUGGGAUGAAACUGACCACGAGCGCGUGACGGCCCUGAACAGGAAGUUCAACAAAGACGAGCUGCUGGACAUGGACUUCAAAGCCUACCUUGCCUCCUCCAGCGAGGAAGAGGACGGUGAAGAGCAGGAGAGUGAAGAGGAGGCCCCUCCGGCAGAAGAAGAACCUGCUGAGCUCCAGGAGAAACCCCAAGAAGAGGAAGAGAACAUGAAGCAGAGGAUGAAGAAGAAUAAGAAAAGUGAGGAUCAGAUCUCCAAGUACAGAGAGCUGCUGAAAGGCAUCAAGGACAAAGAGAAGAAGCUGCAGGACGACAAAGGCAUGGAGAUGGAGAUCACCUGGGUGCCAGGUCUGAAGGAGAGCACAGAGGAGAUGGUGAGGAAGAAACUGGAGGGGACGGACAAGCUGACGCCCUGGGAGGACUAUCUGCAGAGGAAGAAGGACAAGAAGAAGAAGAAGAAGCAGCGGGUGGGGGAGGAAGAGCUGAGCGAUGACGAGCUUCCUCCUGACGUGGACCUCAGCGACCCCUUCUUCUCGGAGGAGCUUGGAGCUUCAGAACCGAAGAAGAAGCAGAAGGGCAGGAAGAGGAAGGAAGAGCGGGAAGUGGAGCGUACAGCUGAAGAGGAGGAAGAGCUGGAGCAACAAAAGGCUGAGAUUGCGCUGCUGAUGGAGGACGACGACAAACACAAACACUUCAACUACGACAAGAUCGUGGAACAACAAAACCUGAGCAAGAAGAAGAAGAAGAAGCUGCUGAAGAAGGGCCAGGAGCCGCUGGAUGACGAUGACUUCCAGGUGGACGUCAAAGACCCUCGUUUCCAGGCCAUGUUCUCCUCCCACCUGUUCAACCUGGACCCCUCCCACCCCAGCUUCAAGAAGACCAAAGCCACACAGAGCAUCCUGGCAGAGAAGCAGCGCAGACGAGACGACGAGCAGUGUCGUAUGGAAGACACGCCCAGGGCUCAAAAGACUCCCGAAAAACACGAAGGCGUGGGCACGACGAGAGAAAAUGACUCUGACGGUCCGACGGCCAAGAGAGCGAUGGACCCCAGUCUUUCGCUGCUUGUUAAAUCAAUUAAAAAUAAAACUGAGCAGUUUCAGGCUCGGAAGAAGCAGAAAGUCGUGUAGUUCUGAUGGACAGAUGGAUGCGGUGCUUCUUCCUGAAACCAGACUCCUGAUGUAAGGAACAUCCGUCAGGUUUCCUGAGCACCCGUGAACCUGCUUCCUGUUGACGGGACUGAUUACUUUUGUGUGUGUUUGUACAGAAACAUUUAAGUGACAGGAAACAUCCUUAAAUGUAAAAA